Molecule: messenger RNA, 411 nt
Organism: Lactuca virosa
Lineage: Eukaryota; Viridiplantae; Streptophyta; Magnoliopsida; Asterales; Asteraceae
Source: the annotation of a GenBank genome assembly
AUGACUGGUGCUGGUGCUCCUCAAACACGGCACACUUCCCCAAUUGUACGAAACUCGACGGAUCUUCGGUCUUCACCAACCGGGGCUCCACACCCGACGCCACUCCCAUCUCCUGAGUUGCCGCCGCUUUCUGCUCCACAACCGAUGAACUCUCUUUCUCUCGUUCCUUUCUCCUCCUCCUGCAACUCUUCUACCCUACCAAAACUCAAACCUUUGUACACACUUCAUCAUCACCCUUACAUAAACAUCAACCAGGUCAUCUCUCUCUCUCUCUCUCUCUCUCAGUUUAUUUUGUUGUUGUUGGUGCUUGAUUUGAGUUCUGAAACCCUAGCUAUGUCCGUGUGUAUCCGUUUGGGUUUUUCUUUCUAUAGAAGCGGAGAAUCAGAAAUGGAAGAUGAAGGGCGGAGUUAA